AUGUCUCUAUCGGCAAAGGACCAGCUGUACGCGGUGGAAAGCUUCAAGCGGGUUCCUGCCCCCACCAUCCCGGGUUAUCUCAGCUCCUUAAUGCCCCAGCCCCGAUUCCUGAAUGGCGAGUCCUUGCUGCCCCUCCAGCCCCGGGCUAGCCUCUUGCCCACCUCUAACGCGGCCCUGCCUUUCACCUUCAGCGGUUUCUCCUUCCUGGGCCAUUCCCGGGCACUGGGCAGCACUGUGCCAGCCUCCCCACUGGGUUUGGAGCCGCGGGUGGCAGCGGGCACUUCGCUGGGUGAGGAGGUCUCGUACUGCCAGCCCUGUCUGCUUCCAGGGGCACCUUUCACAGAGGAACAUCUCAACACCGUGCUGUACGGCCGAAUGGAUUCCGCCAGUGGUGACCAACUGGCUCCUCAUGCUAUCUCAGGCCUGCGCAUCUCCGGCAACACAGGUACUGAGCUCCACGUGGUGGACAGAGAGGGUCUGGAAAUCCCACUGGGGCUCGCUGUCUCUCACACGCUUUACGGCGGAGUGCACCACCUCGGGGUCUUCUGUUCCCAAACGCUGAUCCCCAAGGGGGUCCGAUUCGGACCGUUUACCGGAAAAGUGGUGAAUACGAGUGAAAUUAAAACCUACGACGAUAACUCCUUAAUGUGGGAGAUUUUUGAAGGCGGCACACUGAGUCACUUCAUAGACGGCAAAGGGGCGGCGAGUAAUUGGAUGGCUUUGGUGAACUGCGCCAGAACGCCCCAGGAACAGAACUUAACCGCUAUCCAGAGCGAAGGCAAAAUCUUCUAUGAGACCUGCAAGGAUGUGACAGAGAAACAGGAGCUGUUGGUGUGGUAUGGGGACUGCUACCUCCAGUUUAUGGGAAUCCCGGUCACUUUAAAGGAAGUAACUGAAAGGCCAUUCGCGCAGCAGGCUGAAGAGUCCGCUGAGGGUUUUAAAUGUGAGAGGUGUGGCAAGGUAUUUGCCUACAAAUACUACAGGGACAAGCAUCUGAAAUACACCCGCUGUGUGGACCAGGGAGAUCGGAAAUUCCCCUGUCACCUGUGUAACAGGUCGUUCGAGAAGAGAGACAGACUGAGAAUCCACAUUCUGCACGUCCAUGAGAAACAUAGACCCCACAAAUGCUCUGUGUGUGGUAAGAGCUUCUCGCAGUCCUCUAGUCUUAAUAAACACAUGAGAGUUCACUCAGGAGAGCGGCCAUACAAAUGUGUUUACUGCAACAAGGCUUUCACUGCCUCGAGCAUCUUGCGUACUCAUAUUCGACAACACUCUGGAGAGAAGCCCUUUAAAUGCCGACACUGUGGCAAAGCCUUUGCCUCACAUGCAGCUCACGACAGCCAUGUAAGACGCACACAUUCCAAAGACAAAGGUUUUGCUUGUGCAAUCUGUGACAAGAGCUUUGUGGAAGCGCAUGAGCUCAAGUAUCACCAGAUGCAACUCCACACAGAUGAGAGGCUCCAGGUAGAUUCUGAAGUCACGCAGGAACUGCACCAUUUGCCAAUCAGUCAGAAAAGCAAUGUGGAUGGAGAUUACGCUUACAAUUCAAGCGAGGAUUCACCGGCAGCCCCACGGAAUCCAUAUAAAGGGGAAUGCAGUCCCUACAGAGUCACCACAGGAGUCACCACUCUGCACAACGAUGGCUACAGACCCUGGAAUUAG
Chiloscyllium plagiosum (whitespotted bambooshark) is the source of this 1662-nucleotide messenger RNA. NCBI's taxonomy places the organism in Eukaryota, Metazoa, Chordata, Chondrichthyes, Orectolobiformes, Hemiscylliidae. The record is from RefSeq and is a predicted model, not a curated record.